Quercus robur (English oak) is the source of this 1364-nucleotide messenger RNA. RefSeq lists its product as uncharacterized. The transcript is spliced from 6 exons. The record is from RefSeq and is a predicted model, not a curated record. Bases 97 to 1095 code for a protein of 332 amino acids. Gene Ontology annotation, molecular function: nitronate monooxygenase activity. Lineage: Eukaryota; Viridiplantae; Streptophyta; Magnoliopsida; Fagales; Fagaceae.
GCCACUGGUUUUUUUUAAUAUAUAUACAGUAUUGGGUUUUAGCCAAAUCCACCAUUGGAGAGUACUUGAAAGAGAGAGAAUAUAGGAAGAGAAGAAAUGGGUUGGAGAGGAAUUUUGGGUUUUGAGUAUGGUAUAGUGCAGGGACCAUUGGGACCUGAUAUUUCUUCACCAGAGCUUGUUGCUGCUGUUGCUAAUGCUGGUGGACUUGGCUUCCUUCGAGCCCCUGAUUGGGAGUCACCAGAAUACUUGCGGGAGUUAAUAAGGAAAACUCGAACCUUAACUGACAAACCAUUUGGGGUUGGUGUUGUUCUGGCAUUUCCUCAUGAGGAAAAUAUAAAGGCUAUACUGGAUGAGAAGGUAGCAGUCUUGCAAAUUUCCUGGGGUGAAUGUUCCAAGGAGCUUGUACUUGAAGCUCAUCGUGCUGGGGUCAAGGUUGUUCCCCAAAUUGGGAGUGUAGAACAAGCAAAAGAAGCAAUUGAGGCUGGUGUGGAUGCAAUUAUUGUCCAAGGGCUUGAAGCAGGAGGGCAUGUACUUGGGAAGGAAGGUUUGAUAUCAUUUUUGCCAAGGGUAGUUGAUCUUGUUGGUGAUAAAGACAUACCUGUGAUCGCUUCUGGUGGUAUUGUGGAUGCACGUGGUUAUGUCGCUGCACUGGCCCUUGGUGCUCAAGGGGUUUGCCUAGGCACCAGGUUUGUUGCAACUUUGGAAAGCUUUGCUCAUCCUACAUACAAGAGGAAGUUAAUUGAACUUGACAAAACUGAGUACACCGAUGUAUUCGGCCGCGCAAGGUGGCCUGGUGCACCAGAACGUGUUCUGCAAACGCCUUUCUUCAAUGAUUGGAAAUCCCUUCCUCCUCUUGAGAAUGAACUCAAUCAGCCUGUUAUUGGUCGUUCAACAAUACAUGGCGUGGAAAAAGAAGUUAAACGUUUUGCCGGUACUGUUCCAAAUUCGACAACCAGAGGUGAUAUUGAAAGCAUGGCAAUGUAUGCUGGCGAAGGUGUGGGCCUUAUCAAGGAAAUAUUACCUGCAGGUGAAGUUGUCCAAAGACUGGUUGAAGGAGCUCAGCAUCUGAUCCAGCAAAAAUUGAGUGGCAUAUGACCCAAGGUAAAACUAGAUAGCCAAAUGGCUUCUAAAUGUGGUUGAUUUUGCAACUCGAUUACUGUAGAAAAGGUCUGAAUUUUGCCAUAUUCAGAGACUAUAGAAGAGCGGAUCAUUGGCAAUUUUCUGUUCAUACCAUGUCUCUUGUUUGUGUGUGCAUGUGCAAAUGUUUGCAUCUCUGUGUAGCUUUCUCAAUAAAUUGUCUUGUAAGCAUUUGUAUCCUAAUGUAUGGAAAUAAGUUAAAGCAAUGGAGAAAAUAGUUAAGGAAA